AUGGUAGAGCUUCCGAAAAACCACGGUAUCUACUUCUUCCUCAUCUUUCUCUUGCUCUCACUUGCCUCACAACUUCCAUUAGCUAGGCCUUCCAAAGAACUCAAACCAUGCAAGCACAUUGUGCUCCACAUGCAUCAAGUGAUCUUCAAUGGCAGUAACUCGGCCAACACGACCGGGGCUGCUGUAACGAGUCCAGUUGGGCUUGGGCAUUUUGCCUUUGGCCAGGUAUUCAUCUUCGACAAUCCCAUGACCAAAGACCAGAACCUGCUAUCUCCACCGGCAGCACGAGCUCAGGGAUUCUAUUUUUACCAUAUGAAAACUGUUCCAAGCGCCUGGAUGGCCUUUACCUUGGUUUUCAAUUCGACGGAGCAUAAGGGCACCAUAAACGUCAUGGGGUCCAAUUUUAUCCCGGCAAAGACUAGGUAUCUAUCGGUUGUCGGUGGAACCGGGGAUUUUUUCAUGACGAGAGGGAUUCUAGAGAUUGAGGAAGAUGGUGUCGUCCCAUUUGUGUAUUUUAGACUGAAGAUGGAUAUUAAGUUGUACGAGUGCUAUUAG
Molecule: messenger RNA, 555 nt
Organism: Eucalyptus grandis
Lineage: Eukaryota; Viridiplantae; Streptophyta; Magnoliopsida; Myrtales; Myrtaceae
Product: dirigent protein 5
Exons: 1
Coding region: 1-555 (184 amino acids)
Source: RefSeq, a predicted model, not a curated record